CCUGUGACCCGGCUUGGGGGACAGCGUGAUGACAUUUGCCUGUGCGUCAUUGCGUACUGACGUCGCCGCCCCUAGUUACCCCCGUCGCUCUGAGGAGGACAAGAUGGGUCUCCUCUCAAUCUUGCGUAAGUUGAAGAGCGCUCCUGAUCAGGAGGUUAGAAUUCUCCUUUUGGGUUUGGACAAUGCAGGGAAAACGACAUUACUUAAACAGCUAGCUUCGGAAGACAUCAGUCACAUCACACCCACGCAGGGAUUUAAUAUUAAAAGUGUGCAAUCUCAAGGUUUCAAAUUAAAUGUGUGGGAUAUUGGAGGACAGAGAAAGAUAAGGCCGUAUUGGAGAAACUACUUUGAAAAUACUGAUGUGCUUAUCUACGUCAUUGACAGUGCAGACCGAAAAAGAUUUGAAGAAACGGGGCAGGAACUUGCUGAGCUUCUGGAUGAAGAGAAGCUGAGUGGUGUUCCCGUUCUCGUAUUUGCCAACAAACAGGACUUGCUUACAGCUGCCCCAGCAUCUGAGAUAGCUGAGGGAUUGAAUCUGCACACAAUUCGUGACCGUGUUUGGCAAAUCCAGUCUUGCUCUGCACUGACAGGAGAAGGUGUACAGAUGCUGCCAGACCCGCGGAGCUCCCCCACCCCAUGAUGAUGUCAAACCAGGACAGAUGGAAUGAACUGGGUCUGCAAAAAUGUCCAUGCAAAGAAGAAAUGAAACUGCUACUAAGCGCAAAGAGGGGAACCAAAAGAGACCAUUCCUAGCUUGAUGACACUAAUCGUCCUGACCAAAACCUUCACUACCAUUCACAGUUUUAGCUAUGUACCAAGAAGAAAUCUGGAAGUCCUAUAGCUCCGAUACACUACCUGAAUUUCCAUAGCGCUUUUUAUAAAUACUGUAUCUGUUCUGUGAAUGUUGCUACAAUACAUCAGUCUGUGCAUCUUUUGUACAAUCCUUCAGAUGGUGGUGUGCUAAAAAUUUCAUGGACUGAUGUGCAAUAAUAACUUAUGGAACAUGCCUUUUUUUUUUGCUGCAAGGUUUAAAAUAAAUUAUAAUUAUCACAGUCGGGUACAUGUUUUGAUCAUCAAGAUGCGUUUUAUAUAGGAAACACUAAUCCCUUCCUUUUGUGGUUUGAAAGAAUCUCUUCUAUUUAAAAUUGUUCUGGUUUGUGUGCCCCUUUGCAGAGAACUGUAUCCAGUUUAGUGUGUACCAAUAAAUAUAUAUUUUCUUAAUUGAACUGGAAUGAAUUGUACAAAGGGAAUGAUUUGAUUUUCCUUUCUACUCCUAAUGGUUGUGCAUAGUCCUGGAGCAUCAUUACUCCAAACUGUUGACGCUGCCACUAGCUCAAAACUAUGGAGGCACAGGAUAACUGGGAGUGGGUAGAUACAAUUCAGGCUAAUUUUGCAGGUGCUUGCAAAUAAACUCAACCCAAAAAUGUAGCAGUGCAAUUUCUCAAAAGAUGUAUUACGAAACAUGCCAGCCCAAGGUCGUAGGAAAGUGUUUGGAUCAGAUGAGAUGCCUCAGUUAUCACUUUCUUGAUCUACAGAUUUCACUUGUAGAAUUCAUCUGACGUGGACUCAAAACUUCUGGGUUGAAACGCAGCAGAAUAUCGGCUGGCCCGACUUGGAUUGUUAGCAGGGAGGCUUAGCAGAAUUGAAUUUCUGGGUCUCAUUAAUUGCCAACUUUGCAAAACAAGAUUGGGUAGUUGCAAGAAACAAUUGCGUAGCGGUUAAAUUCAGGUAGUGGGUCCACAAUUACGAUUGGUAUUUCAGGAGGGCAAAUCCUGAUCUUGAGGGUUUCUCAAGGUUUCCACGAGGGCAGAGUAACUUAAAUUUAACCCUUGUAUUUCAAUCCCUGACCAUACUGUGAUUACUUUGUUAGUGAAAUUAUCUAUGUUUGACCGAUUCCUUAACUAUUUAUUUGCUAUAAUUCUGAUCAGAUCUUUGAACGAUUUUCAGUGUGAAUGGCCAUUGUCCUACAUGAUUUCAAUAAGAGGGAGCCACCUUUUUAAAUGUAGGUUUUAGUAACUAACUAGCUUACUUGAAUCAUUAAAUAUUGUUGGACCUUGUAAAUGGCAGUGGUUGAGGGUGCAAAGGUGUUUUACAUCAGAGUAAAACUCAAGGGACCCUUUCAGCUACACAAGUCUUUGCACGCAACAAUGGCCUGACUGCAAUUCAGGCCUUACGUUAUUGUUGAUAUUGGUACACCAGUAUCUUUAUUCUUGAGGGGAAGUGGCAAAUCUCUAAUUUAAGUUGGAUUGAAUAAAAUAUACGGUCAAUUUGCAGCAGUUACCAAAUGCAUGGGAUUGCUACAACUUCUAAAAUUGUGUUUGGAUCUUCAUGACAAUUUGUAGCUUUGCUUGCUUCCCACUCUUCCAGUUGGCAAGGAUAUCCUUUGUCACGAAAUGCUAAAUAACACUACUGUAUAUUCACAAAACCUCUUAAUUACAGUGAAGGCAGACAUCCGAAAAAAAACUGUAUUGAGCUGUACAGCACUAGCUAAGAAACAAUCUAUAAAAUGGUUCCUAGUUUGUCAUAACCUAUUGAAGCACUCACCAAACAUUUUGUGGCAUUGUCGUGCAGAUGUGUUUUGACUUAAGUAUAUUUCUACAGAAAUGUUGUUCCUGUGAAGGAACCCAGACUGGCGCACAAUCCCCUAGAUUUUCUGCCUAAUAAAAUUGUGUAAUGUUGAAAUCUGAGAGUGUCCAAGCUUUAACUAUGGAGAAAACAGGCAGUUGAUAUAGAGAACUCCAGAGUCUGCAGCUGAUACAGCAAGCAUGGUGGACUCAAUUUAUUUUCAGUCUUGAAUAGGUGAUCAAACGUAUUAAACGGUUACAUAUGUAUGUGUGAGAGACAGUAGUGGCACCUAGACCCAAAUCUUAUAGCAGACCAAACUGAGCUUUAACUUGGUCUUUGUUUUUUCAGUAUUAUAACAUUAUUCCUAUUUAAGUAAUAACAUAAAUAGUAGAUGAAAAAUAAACAGCAAUGAUUUCCUUUAUGAAGUAAAGUAGAUUUCACUUUGUUUGAUCCCUCUUUAGCCAUGUUACUCAUGAUAGUGCUUUACAUGUCUCUAGUGUGUUUUUUUGCCCUAGUCUUUACUGUUUAUAAAGCUAAAGUGCUCUCCUUAACUCAACAGUUUUGGUCUUGCUUUUUAAUUAUGUCUUAUUCUUCAUUACCAUUCACCACCUGUGAAUAUUUUAUGCACAAUGCAUCAAGAUUUUCUUUGUUAUUCAUUGCGCAGUUGCUUCUCAUAAAUGUUUAAAGUUUGGAUAAAAUCAUUCUAUCUUGCAUCCCAUUGACUAGGUUUUUUCAUUACUUUGUGAGGUAUUUAAUUUAUGUACAAGUAAGUGAUUUAUUAGUGCCCAUUUUAACCAAACUGUUUGGUAGUAAAGAUGUAGUAAAGAUUAUUCAAAGGUUCCGGACCACUGCAGAUGCUUGUUAAUGGCCUCUGCUGGCUGGUUAAGAGUCAUGGUUCUCAAAAUAUCCCAAUAACUAUCCAUGUGCCUGACAUGUUAGGCUGAAUUCUGGUGACAGUAGUUUGCUGACAAGCUCAUUUGGUUUUUAAAGUUUGAGGGCUAGUAUCUCAGUACUGUUAUUAAGUAUAUCAAUCACGCAAGUUUACUCUAUUGCCAGCAAUAACAGGUUGCAACCAUCGAUAUCUGAGCUGUUUGGAUGAAGAUUUAAUCUAUAAAUGUUGGAAAUCAGAGAACAAAAAACUGGAAAUUAACAACUGGCCAGUCAACAACAAAGUCAAACAAAAAGGUUGCUUAUAGUUGGGAUAUUUUUAAAAAAAAUUUAUCAACUGCAUGGUUGUAUAAUAUUUAAAUUUUUUUUGAACCAGUAACACUAAUCCAUGACUGAUAGUUGUCCACAAACACCUCACUUGUAAAUUCACAUGGUUCCAUGAAGGACAGAUUUCCAUUUUUGUCAAUGCUUGUGUGAUCUUGAAGUCCUUUGAGUUUGUAAAGUAAGCCAUCAACCAAUAAGUGAGGACACAAUUUACUCACAUUGUCUGAAAAUAGUAAUUAGGUUUGUUAAACAUCUAUUACAUCUUGCAGAAAUAUAAAUCAAACUCUUCACAUAAGGGCUUCACUGAUUUUUGUAGCCAGAUAAUGUGAUCUGAAUGGGUUAGCUUAUUCUAAGGGGACAUUGGAUUGCUCUGGUCUGAUCAGUAUCUGUUCCAGUAGCCUGUUAGUUAAGGUCCUGAUACAGUGCAAUGAUUGUUCUUUAAGGAUGCUGAUCAAAACUAAAGUACUGAUAGAAAAUGAAAUACACUCUCAAUUUGGAGAAGAAAAGAAGCCUUUGAUUUCUUAAUUGUUUAGAUCAACUUUAAUUCGGUGGCUUCCUAAUUGCAGACAGCCCAGACAGUCAUGUGGCAAUAGCCAGUCUAUUGGUUUCAGAUUUCAAACUGGCUAAAUGCUUCUUUUCUGCCCUGUUACUUAUUUGAAUUCUUAUCGUUAAUCCCUUCUGGCAGGUAACAUGCACUUCAUUGGGUUAGAUAGUUGUAGACCUCCUCUGAUUUUGUUAUAAAUUCAAUAUCACUGUUGUAAUCUUUUACCUCUUAAGGUUAACCAUCUAAUUUACACUUGUAGAUGUUGUCGCGUUCGUUUUGAAAAGAUGCCUGAACAGGAACAGAUGGGGUGAAGGGAAGUUUAAGGGUUAAAAUUUCAAAAGGGAUAAUAUAACAUUUAAUUUUGUGUAUUGCUCAAUGUAUUGAAUAAUAUUGUAUUUCAAUCUUGUUUAAAUACAGUAUCACAUUCCAGUGUAACUUGGAUAGAAUGGGUUUUUAUCAAGAAGUUCCUUCCCAUUUCCUAUGACAUUACUUUUUAAAAUAUACGCUUGAUAGUUAAGUCCUUGAGUGCAUGUGUUGGUAAAGUGUAAAUGAUCGUGAACCUUUAAUAUGCAGUCAUCUUGCAUUCUUUAUUUGGAUGUAGAUAUUCUGUCUGUGGUUAUUAAGUUCAUUGUUAUGGUGUUAUCAGCUGUUUUCAGCUUUUAUAUUUUUUCAUUAGUCGAGAAGUAAAUAAAGAUACUGGUAUUUUGUCAUAGUCCAUACUGUACACAAUGUAAUUCAAAUGCAAAAUGUCUUGUUCAUGGAAUAAAGACUAUUUAAUAGAAA
Molecule: messenger RNA, 5104 nt
Organism: Chiloscyllium plagiosum (whitespotted bambooshark)
Lineage: Eukaryota; Metazoa; Chordata; Chondrichthyes; Orectolobiformes; Hemiscylliidae
Gene: arl3b
Product: ARF like GTPase 3b
Molecular function (GO): GTPase activity; GTP binding
Source: RefSeq, a predicted model, not a curated record